This is a messenger RNA of Nipponia nippon (crested ibis), 759 nucleotides long. NCBI's taxonomy places the organism in Eukaryota, Metazoa, Chordata, Aves, Pelecaniformes, Threskiornithidae. The record is from RefSeq and is a predicted model, not a curated record.
AUGGACCUGGGAUGGGCUGAUGGACCUGGGCAGGUAAAACGCUUCAGAGAACCAAAGCAUGAAAGACGUCCCUGGAGAAUAUGGUUUUUAGAUACUUCCAAGCAAGCCAUAGGGAUGAUGUUCAUCCACUUUGCAAAUGUCUAUUUAUCAGACCUUACAGAAGAAGACCCUUGUUCACUGUACCUUAUCAACUUCUUGUUAGAUGCCACAUUAGGAAUGCUCUUAAUCUACAUUGGUAUACGUGCAGUCAGCAGCAUUGUGGAAUGGCAGCAGUGGGAGUCCCUUCGCUUUGGUGAAUAUGGUGACCCAGUGCAGUGCUGUGCUUGGAUGGGCCAAUGUGCUCUGUACAUAAUGAUUAUGACAUUUGAGAAAACCAUCAUCAUUAUAGUGCUUCUUAUACCUCAGUGGAAAGAGGUAGCUUUAUUGAAUCCCAUAGAGAACCCCCAGUUGGAGCUGGCUAUCGUCAUGCUGAUAGUUCCCUUCUUUGUUAACGCAUUAAUGUUCUGGGUAGUAGAUAAUUUUCUUAUGAAGAAAGGGAAGACAAAAGCUAAACUUGAAGAAAAGGAAGCAGGACAAGAUUCAAGAAAUGGAAGUAAAGUCCGAUACAGGAGAGCAGCAUCACAUGAAGAGUCAGAGUCAGAGAUCCUUAUUUCAGCAGAUGAUGAGAUGGAGGAAUCGGACGCUGAAGAGGACCUGCGUAGACUGACCAACUUAAAGCCCAUUAAGAAGAAGAAGCAUCGUUUUGGUCUGCCUGUAUGA